AAAAGUGAGCCUUUCCGGUUCGCGGCCCGUAUCUGUAUCUCUCUUUCGAUUAUGCGCUCUCCCUGUCGCGCGUUCGGCGCGGAGAUAGCGGCGCACCUCCGAUCGGCGCCCCGACUACAGUUCGAUUCAUUUUUCUGCGGAAGCGGCGCGAGGAACCUGGCGUUAACGUCGCCCUACUCCAGGACGCGGACGCCAGGUGAAAACGGCGCUUGUCGACCGACUUCAGCAACAGAGGCGGCGGCGGCGGCUUGUUCAACCGUUUAGGCUUAGCGAGUCCGGCUCGACCCGCCGGCGGCAUCGGUCGAUAUGGAUGUGACUAUGAUUUGUGCCGGUGUCGGCUGGGUGCCGGCCAUGGUGGCGGUCAGCCUGAUUAGUGCCUCCCUGAUGGCGUACAUCUGGGCGGCUCUCACGGGAGCAGUGACCGUUUACGCGCCGUACAUCAGCGAAGCCGGUGCCUCGCCGCCACAAAGUGGAGUGUUCAGCCUGCUGCUUUACUUCGGAUCUCUCUUGGCGUGCGCGACAAUGCUGGUGCGGUACGUGGUGAUCCGCAACCUGAACCGGUGCUGCCGGUGGAGCGUGGACGUCCUGAACGUGGCCGCGCUCAUGGCGGGUCUCAUCGCGGUCUUCGGGAACCUCAUCGUCUCCGCAUAUCCAGUGCUGACGAGCCGGGCGAUCCAUAACGCUGGCGCGUACACUAUGUUUAUGGCGGCUGUCCUGUACAUGACGCUCGAAACCGGGCUCACGUGCUGCCUCUGCCCCGAGUACUAUGCUAAGAGCAUGGUGUGGGUGAGGUUCUCCCUCACAACGGCGUCCGUUGUCGCCGUUAUAUUCACCGCAUGCUACCAAUACGUUGGGGAAAGUAUAUGGGCUGAAGGGCUUAGUGACAAGCCGAAACACUUGCGGGAGCCUGGAGACCCGGGUUUCCGAGAAUUGCUCAUCAGCUCCGUGGGCGAGUGGUUCCUGGUGUCCGUGUUCCUCGCCUUCUUCCUGACGUUCGCGCACGAGUUCCGGCGCGUGAUCGUCACCGUGGACGUGUUUCCCCUGGUGUGCCACAUGGACGAACACAUCGAGGGCUCGAGCAAAGAAGGACGUUGACCACUGUGAUGGCGGCACCGACGUGACGCUGUGAAUCUCGCACCUUUCAAGCCAUUGUUGCGUGCUUGCGUCAGCUUCCUUGUCAUGUGUAUCGCGUACGUUCGGCGGCCGUUUUCCACGGCAGAUGGCCAAGUCGCUGCUCUUACUAAAGCAAAACACUUUUGGCACUCACUGCAGUGAGGGGGCCCGUCAGUUUGGCGGAACGACUAUUACGACGGGCGCUGUCAUGCAAAAUCAGUGCAACGCACUGCAAUUGGUGCAAUAUAUUGAAAUUGUUAGUGACGGGCCCCCUCUGUUAUGAGUUCCAAUAAUUUUAUCUUUUUACUGAGACGAAGGUUGCCCCCACAUGUGUAAGCCAUUACUGUUGCUUGUUUCACGGUGACUAUGGACAGUGACAUCGACGACGCCUACGAUAUGUACUGAGACAAAAAUAAAUCAUUUU
Molecule: messenger RNA, 1537 nt
Organism: Rhipicephalus sanguineus (brown dog tick)
Lineage: Eukaryota; Metazoa; Arthropoda; Arachnida; Ixodida; Ixodidae
Product: DNA damage-regulated autophagy modulator protein 1
Exons: 7
Coding region: 307-1095 (262 amino acids)
Source: RefSeq, a predicted model, not a curated record